This is a messenger RNA of Plutella xylostella (diamondback moth), 2652 nucleotides long. It is a transcript of the gene Dgkepsilon, whose product is annotated as diacylglycerol kinase epsilon. The record is from RefSeq and is a predicted model, not a curated record. Lineage: Eukaryota; Metazoa; Arthropoda; Insecta; Lepidoptera; Plutellidae. Gene Ontology annotation, cellular component: membrane. Gene Ontology annotation, molecular function: ATP-dependent diacylglycerol kinase activity. Gene Ontology annotation, biological process: phospholipase C-activating G protein-coupled receptor signaling pathway.
GGCCUUCCGCUGUCCUGUCACUGUCAAAUCUGUCAGUGUCAAUUCAUUUCCUCUCUUGGGUGUUUGUUUCCUUCCUUCGUCAUAUUUUGAUUUUAUUUGAAAAGUUUAAAAUAUAAAAUGUUUAACUCUCAUUAUUAUUUUAAUAAAACGUUCUCUGCAACUAUAUUUUAGCACUGAUAAAUCAGCCAAUAUGGAUCGGUUGUCUAACAUGGUUGACUCGUUGUUUCAUCUGAACGAUGUUAUAUUUAAUUAUUAUUUUAUAAUUGGUGGUACAUUUCUUAGUUAUCUCACUUAUAAAAUAUUCCACUCGCUUUUAAGUGGCAAUCCGUUUAUGAAAACAACGUACAAAACUCGCGGCCACACUUGGAGGAGUAUCCAAUGCAAUAAAUCAAUUCCCUACAGUAUUUAUUGUACAAUAUGUGGCAAGUUGAUGCUCCCAGUGGUGGGCUUGUUCUGCGAGUGUUGUGCCAUCAGUGCCUGCAAGGACUGCCACCACGCCAUAGACAAGAAGUACAAGUGCAAGUCUGUGUCAUGGCCGGUGGACAAAGUAUUCUACCACCAUUGGGUCAAUGUUGGUGUGGCUCGCAAUGAAAUAACGGACUUGAGUGAGGAAUGUCUGAAGCGGUACUUCUGCUGCUGGUGCCAGCGGACUAAGCUGUGCCAGGAUAGCGCCUUCAAUGAUGCUGAACCAUGUGACUUCCAGAAGUACCGGAAGAUCAUAAUCCCGCCGCCCUGCGUCACGGUGGAGAAGGGAGUGGUCACCGUGAAGCCACUGCCAGACCCUGACUGGGAGCCUCUCAUAAUUUUUGCAAACCGAAAGUCUGGCGGGAAUCAGAGUGAUGAAGUGUUAUCUCUAUUCAGAGGAUUGCUUAAUCCCAUUCAGGUGGUGGACAUGAACGCGACGUCCCCCGAGAGCGUGGUGCGGUGGCUGCCGGCGCGGGCGCGAGCGCUGGCGGCCGGCGGCGACGGCACCGUGGCCUGGCUGCUUCAGGCACUCAGUGCGAGGCCUACUAUCACUGUCCCAGUAGGCAUACUUCCCACGGGCACAGGGAACGACCUGUCCCGCGCGCUGGGCUGGGGCGCGGGCUGCGGCUGCGACCUCAGCGCGCAUGCCACUAUACAGCGCGUGCUCGGUGCCUCUACGCAACUGGUGGACAGAUGGAAGAUCUCGAUAUUCUCGCGCGGGCGGCUGGGCGGGCUGGCUCGCGCGCCUCGCGUCCUCUACGCUCACAACUACUGCAGCGUGGGAGUGGACGCGCAGGUCGCCCUGGACUUCCAUCGGGCUAGGGCGCAGCUGUUGUAUCGAUGUGCCUCAAGGACGAUAAACUAUAUAGCCUACGGCCUCCUCGGCGCGACUCGUGCGUUCGAUGACGGCGGCUGUGAGGGCCUGGAGCGGCGGCUGUCGGUGCGACUGGAUGGCCGUGACCCCCUGCCUCUACCCCCACUACAAGCUUUAGUUCUACUGAAUAUACCGUCGUGGGGCGCUGGCGUGGAUUUGUGGAGCAUGGGAGAUGAAAAUGAGGUUGGGGAGCAAAGUAUCUCCGAUGGAAAACUUGAGGUGGUGGGUAUAUCGUCGUCGAUCCACAUCGCGCGGCUGCAGUGCGGGCUGGCCGAGCCCUACCGCUUCGCGCAGGCCUCCCGGGUCACGAUGGAGUUGAGCGGUUCUAUCGCGAUGCAAGUAGACGGGGAGCCGUGGAUGCAGGGCGCUGCGCGGAUCAGCGUGGAGCCCGCCGGACAGAGCCUGCUACUGAAGCCAGCUAGUUCAGAGAUAUAGUCAUGUACUACCUGAAGGCCUAGCACGGGGCACGCGCACGCAGAGGCGUGACAAAAGUUUUGCGUGAUGUGUAUAUCCAGAGCGUCAGCUUCCUGAUUACCUACCGAAUAGCAGAUUUUACGCGAAAGAGAAACCACACAUUCAUGCAAUCAUUCUUCUUAUUAGUACAUAAAGACAACACACACACAAAUCCCAAAUAAUUUAUAGAGCCAUGCCCGUUGAGCCUGUUUAUAUUUUGUUUAAAAUAAUGAAUGAAUUUAAUGUUGUCAAGUUGAUGUUGUGCUAAUGAAUAUAGUGGUACCAGUAGCAGAUACCAAAUGCUAGAACCUAUGUAGAGUAUAAUUAUGAUACUGAAUAAUUGAUGUGCUUUAUAGUUUGUCUUGUACUUAAAACAAAGUUCAUCCUCCUCAGAAAUAUGAAUUUUUAGCUUUUAGGGGAUAACCUGUACAAUGUUACCAAAAAUUUUAGUUAAGAAUGGCUUCUCUAGCCACUAUCCAUCCAAAGAUAUACAUGAGUAUAACAUUAUAAUUAUUGUUACUGAGGAGGACCAAAACGUAAUAUAAUGCAUUUAUAGUUAUUUUAAUUAGUAAUAUACUUAAUUGUACUUUGUGAUGUUAAGCUAAUAAGCUCUAUGUUAUAAAUUCCACCACUUAUUAAGUUAUUUUAUAUUGUUUAUAUACAUAUUAUAAGCACGUUUAUGUUUAAAGAAGUACCUACACCAUUUGUGCCAAUGUACUUAGAAGUAUAGUUAUGAAAUAGUGCCAUAGGUGCUUAUUAAGUUGACCUUAAAUACUUACCUGUUAUAAUGGAUCUGAUAUUUUAAACUGAUGUUAUUAUUUAUUGUUUAGUUAUGCACAAUAUGACUUAAAUUUACUAUU